This is a messenger RNA of Amphibalanus amphitrite, 2653 nucleotides long. Its product is annotated as ras-GEF domain-containing family member 1B-like. Gene Ontology annotation, molecular function: guanyl-nucleotide exchange factor activity. The record is from RefSeq and is a predicted model, not a curated record. NCBI's taxonomy places the organism in Eukaryota, Metazoa, Arthropoda, Thecostraca, Balanomorpha, Balanidae. Bases 244 to 1878 code for a protein of 544 amino acids. The transcript has 15 exons. Gene Ontology annotation, biological process: Ras protein signal transduction; positive regulation of GTPase activity. Gene Ontology annotation, cellular component: plasma membrane.
UAUUUACGUCAGAAAUUGCAAGAAUGUUGGGUACAGGAAGAGAGGAAGAUACGAAAACCAUGGAACCCGUGGAUACCAUCCUGGACAGUGUUGACGCCAGUCAAUGAUGUUUCUAUGUUCAGUACCUAUUCCACAUUUUAUGAUAACAUACCCUCACCAAAAAAAGCACGAAUUGGAUCUUCAGCUGGAAGUGCAGCUCUGCAAAGUGAAAUAUGAGUGAAACCGUGAAGCUACAAACCUGAUAUGGCCUUCUGGCUUUUAGCAAUAUGUUCGCUACUUCUUGGUUUCUACUGGUACACAAGAAAACUGCCCUCCAUCUUCGGCACUGUGACAGGAGACGACUGUCACCUCACCAACGGAGCUGUCACUCCUGACAGGCACACCAAUGGAUCCGUCAGUCCUGACCGGCGCACCAACGGCUCUGCCAGCCCCGACUGUCAACAAACUGUCAAUGAGAACGGGGUGCGUCGUGGCCGAUCGGCACCUCUGCACCUGGGCAGCGGAAGUCCGAGGUCCUCUUCUUCAGAGCACUCAUCUGACCGUGUCACUCCGCACUCCCCUGAGGUAACGGCCAAGCUGCACUAUAAGAACGGUGACCUGAUCUCGGGCUCUCUGGAGGAGCUGAUCAGACACCUGAUCCCGACCGCCAAUCACUACCCCGACCGGGCCUACAUCUUCGCCUUCCUACUCUCCGCCAGGCUCUACAUUCGGCCCCACGAGCUUCUUCAGAGGCUGGCCAAUGUGACCAAAACGGAGGGAACAACUCACCAGCAGCGGACAAACAACGCCAAGGUGGCCACGGGCGUGCUUCAGCUGCUCUCGGAAUGGUCGGACACAUUCCCGUACGACUUCCGUGAUGAGCGAGUGAUGGCUCAGGUGCGGGUCAUCUCACAGCGCUGCAUCCAGGCCAACCAAGCCCUGCAAGGCGAGGUGAGAACAGUUCUGGAGAGUUUGCUCGACAAACUCACGUGCCUGGAGAAAUACGAAGAUUACGUGGAGAAGCUCAACAUUGAGGCGGUCAAGUCCCAAAACAGCACCAAUGUGACGGAUAUCAGCGAGGUAUGCCCGUCGCCGGCGGUGCUGUCUCAGCAGCUGACACAUAUCGAGCUGCAGCGACUCUCCUACAUCGGACCGGAGGAGUUUGUUCAGGCAUUUGCAAAGGAGUCUCCUCGAAUUGACACAGCCUACAAGGACCUGAAGACGACCAAGAACCUGGAGAACUACAUCCAGUGGUUCAACAGGCUCAGCUACAUGGUGGCCACAGAAGUCUGCAUGCACGUGAAGAAGAAGCAGCGGGUCCGCCUGAUCGAGUACUGGAUAGAGGUGGGACGCGAGUGCUUCAACACGGGCAACUUCAACUCUCUCAUGGCCAUCAUCGCCGGACUGAACAUGUCGCCUGUCGCCCGGCUCAAGAAGACGUGGUCUCGAGUGGACAGCGCUCAGUUGUCUGUUCUCGAGCAACAGAUGUCACCGUCCUCAAACUUCCUCAGCUACAGGAGGACACUGCAGGCUGCGAUGUGGCGUUCUUCCAACUCUGACACGGGCUCCGAUGGCAGACAGAGGAUUGUCAUACCGUUCUUCUCACUACUCGUCAAGGAUCUGUACUUCCUCAACGAGGGAUGCGCCAACAGGCUGGUGGACGGCCACAUCAACUUUGAAAAGUUCUGGCAGCUGGCCAAGCAGGUGACUGAGUUCAUAGCCUGGAAACAGGUGACCUGUCCGUUUGUGAAGGAGAACAAGGUCAUUCAGUACCUGAUGACCGGUCCCGUCUAUGACGAACAUGCUCUCUGGCUGGCCUCUUACGACUGCGAGCACCCGGAGAACAGCUUCGAGAAGGACCGGCUCAAGGUUCUCAAGUCCGAGAACGGAACUCCGUAGUGACAUCAUCACGUACCUGAUGACGUCACACGCCGCCUUGAGGAGUGACGUCACACCCACCGCCGGACAGUGACGUCACAUCAGUCGCCGGGCAGUACAAAACGACACAGACGCGGCGUUUGCAGCCAACUGACGUUGAUGACGUCAUAUGUAUGACGUCACAGGCGGCGGUGGUGGCUGUCGCUACUUGCUAGUCAUCGGAAGUGUUCCUGCGAGUGAUUACGAGUUUUUGUGAAUGUUUGCGAGAGUGUGAGAGUGUAAAGUGUGUCCGGUGCAAUACCGAAGUCCCAGCACCAGAAUGUUGACGCCAUCGACUCGCUGGUCCAAUCCAGUGAUGACUCGCCGCUAGGUGAACAUGGCGACACUUUGACGUCAAUGUGACGCCAUACUGACGUCACUGAGUGUUGAUGUUGUGCCGCACUGACGUGUCUCCGUAUGAUGUGAUUGUCUUAGCCGUCGCUGUCUGCUACGAUGGUUGUACCAAGAGAUUCACAGUCACUGUAUUGAGAGGUUGAUUUGCGCGGCUGAGCCCAUCCCACGUUGCUAUGCGGAUACCAAUCUAAGCGAUGCGGACUGUUCUUGUCAUAUAUCCACCCCCUCCAAGGGUUGACCGAGGGCCGCUGAUUUGACAUUGACAGUGACUCGAUCCUUCUUUGCUGCCAGUCAAGGCAGCCUUCCCAAGCUGCAUUCUGACUGUUGCUGAUGCCUGAUACCGUGUUGAGUUGGGUGAAGUCUUCAAUGAGGCAGCUAUUGCGAUCGUGUAUUGUUUUUUUUU